Molecule: messenger RNA, 5165 nt
Organism: Nyctereutes procyonoides (raccoon dog)
Lineage: Eukaryota; Metazoa; Chordata; Mammalia; Carnivora; Canidae
Gene: ARHGEF40
Product: Rho guanine nucleotide exchange factor 40
Exons: 24
Coding region: 105-4661 (1518 amino acids)
Molecular function (GO): guanyl-nucleotide exchange factor activity
Source: RefSeq, a predicted model, not a curated record
CCGAGCGCCGCCGCGACCGGAGCUGCCCCCCAGCCAGACCCGGCGAGACGCGGGCGGCGGGACGGAGGGAGGCGGCAGCGCGCCCGGCCCCGCCCGCCCGAGCCAUGGAGCCCGAGCCAGUGGAGGACUGUGUGCAGAGCACGCUUGCCGCCCUGUACCCACCCUUCGAGGCGACAGCCCCCACGCUGUUGGGUCAGGUGUUCCAGGUGGUGGAGAGGACUUAUCGGGAGGAUGCGCUGAGGUACACGCUGGACUUCCUGGUGCCCGCCAAGCACCUGCUUGCCAAAGUCCAGCAGGAAGCCUGUGCCCAGUACAGCGGCUUCCUCUUCUUCCAUGAGGGCUGGCCCCUCUGCCUGCACGAGCAGGUGGUGGUGCAGCUAGCAGCCCUGCCCUGGCAGCUGCUGCGCCCAGGAGACUUCUACCUGCAAGUGGUGCCCUCAGCAGCCCAAGCACCCCGCCUGGCGCUCAAGUGCCUGGCUCCGGGGGGUGGGCGGGUCCAGGAAUUGCCAGUGCCCAAUGAGGCCUGUGCCUACCUGUUCACACCCGAGUGGCUGCAAGGCAUCAAUAAGGACCGGCCAACAGGUCGCCUCAGCACUUGCCUACUCUCGGCGCCGUCCGGGAUUCAGCGGCUGCCCUGGGCAGAACUCAUCUGCCCACGAUUUGUGCAUAAAGGCGGCCUCAUGGUUGGACAUCGGCCAAGCACAUUGCCCCCCAAACUGCCCUCUGGACCCCCAGGGCUCCCCAGCCCUCCACUCCCUGAGGAGGCCCUGGGCACCCGGAGUCCUGGCGAUGGACACAAUGCCCCCGCUGAAGGACCUGAAGGCGAGUACGUGGAGCUGCUGGAGGUGACACUGCCGGUGCGGGGGAGCCCCACAGAUGCCCAGGGCUCUGAGGGCCUCCCCAGGACCCGGACAGUACCCACCCGGAAGGGUGCUGGAGGGAAGGGCCGGCACAGGAGACACCGGGCCUGGAUGCACCAGAAGGGCCUGGGGCCCCGGGACCAGGAUGGGGUGCGCCCACCCGGUGAGGGAAGCAGCACGGGGGCCUCCCCUGGGCCACCCCCAGGAGCCGAGGCUCUCCCAGAAGCAGCAGCUCUCGAGGCGUCAGAGUCUCCAGCAGAGACACUGGGGGAAGCCUCUGAAUCUUUCCCCCUAAGGUCGGGGGACUUGGGAGGAGGGGCAGGCCAGGGGGCCGAAGGACCCCCCGACACCCCUCGGAGAACAGGCAAAGGAAACCGGAGGAAGAAGCGUGCUGCAGGCAGAGGGGCUCUGAGCCGGGGAGGGGACAGUGCUCCACUGAGCCCUGGGGACAAGGACGAGGCCAGCCACCAGGAAGUCCCUGUCAGUCUGCACCCGCCAAAUGAGCACGAGCUCCCAGGAUGCAGCCCGCUUGAGGAGGAGCACGGAGGCUCAGGGAAGCCGGAGCCGGAGCUGAAAGAGGAACUCAAACCAGCAGACAAAAAAGAGCCUCAGCCCCCAGAAGCCUGCGGACCUCUAGGAGAGCCGGCCAGAGAGAAAGAUCCAGAGGGACCCAGCCUGGCAAGCGCGGCAGGACCCACAGGUCCAGAGGGGCUCGUGUCAGACCCACCACCACCACCCCUGGAGACGGCGCAGGAAGUGGGAGGGGCCAGCGUCCCAGAAGAGGACUCUCCGGUCUCCAUCUCUGAUGACCUGGAUGUAGCUUGGGACUUAAUGGCAUCUGGAUUCCUGGUCCUGACUGGAGGGGUGGACCAGAGUGGGCGAGCUCUGCUGACCAUUACCCCACCGGGCCCUCCUGAGGAGCCCCCACCCUCCCGAGACAUGCUGAGCACUGCUCUUCGUUACCUCCACUCAUUGCUCAGGCCUGAUCUCCAGAUACUGGGGCUGUCCAUCCUGCUGGACCUUCGGAAGGCACCCCCACUGCCUCCAGCCCUCAUUCCUGUCCUAAGUCAACUUCAGGACUCAGGAGACCCUCCACUCAUUCAGCGACUGCUGGUUCUCACUCAUGAUGAUCCUCUGACUGAACCCUGUGGGCUUCAGGGCGCUGAGUUGCUAUCAGAGAGUGAUCUGAAAAGAGUGGCCAAGCCAGAGGAGCUGCCGUGGGACUUGGCGGGCCACAGGGAACCCUCUCCCAGCUACUGGGUAGAGACACACCAGGAGGUGGCGAGGCUGUGCCGCCUGUGCCAAGGGGUGCUGUGCUCUGUGCGGCGAGCCAUCGAGGAGCUGGAGGGAGCAGCCGAGCCAGCAGGAGAGGAGGCCGCGGGAAUGCUCGAGCCCCUACAGAAGGUGCUGGCGGAUCCACGGCUGACGGAGCUGCAGAGGGACGGGGGCGCCAUCCUGAUGAGGCUGCGAUCCACCCACAGCAGCAAGCUGGAGGGCCCGGGCCCAGCUGCAGUGUACCAGGAGGUGGACGAGGCCAUUCACCAGCUUGUGCGGCUCUCCAACCUGCACGUCCAGCGGCGGGAGCAGCGACAGCGCCUGCAGCGACUCCAGCAGGUGCUGCAGUGGCUCUCAGGCCCAGGGGAGGAGCAGCUGGCAAGUUUUGCUGUGCCGGGGGACUCCUUGUCGGCCUUACAGGAGACGGAGCUACAGUUCAGGGCUUUCAGCACUGAGGUUCAGGAGCGCCUGGCGCAGGCCCGGGAGGCCCUGGCGCUGGAGGAGGACGCCGCCUCACAGAAGAUUCUGGAUGUCUUUGAACAGCGGCUAGAGCAGGCUGAGAGCGGCCUCCAUCGGGCCCUGCGGCUCCAGCGCUUUUUCCAGCAGGCGCACGAGUGGGUGAACGAAGGCGCGGCGCGCCUGGCGGGAGCAGGCCCCGGCAGGGAGGCGGCGUUGGCGGCCCUGGCCCUGCGGCGGGCCCCGGAGCCGAGCGCUGGCUCCUUCCAGGAGAUGCGGGCCCUGGCCUUGGACCUGGGCAGCCCCGCCGCCCUGCGCGAGUGGGGCCGUUGCCGGGCCCGCUGCCAGGAGCUGGAGAGGAGGAUCCAGCAGCAGCUGGGCGAGGAGGCGAGUCCGCGGGGCCAGCGGCGACGGCGGGCGGACAGCGCCAGCAGCGGGGGCGCCCCCCGGGGCCCCCACAGCCCGGCGCCCAGCCUCAGCUCCCUGCUGCUCCCCGGCAGCCCGGGCCCACGCGCUGCCCCGUCCCACGGCUCCCUGGCGCCCUGCGGCGAGGACUGCGCCGACGAGGGCCCGGACCCGGCUGCGGAGGCGGAGGCUGGGCCUGCGCGGCCGGUGCUCAUCCGAGGCUUGGAGGUGAGCAGCACCGAGGUGGUAGACAGGACCUGCUCGCCCCGGGAGCACGUGCUGCUGGGCCGCGCCGGAGGCCCGGAGGGGCCCUGGGGAGGAGGCACCCCCCGCAUGGAGCGCAAGCGGAGCCUCAGUGCCCAGCAGCGGCUGGUUUCAGAGCUGAUUGCCUGUGAGCAGGAGUACGUGGCCGCCUUGAGCGAGCCAGCGCCACCCCCGGGCCCUGAGCUGACUCCUGACCUGAGGGGCACCUGGGCGGCUGCCCUGGGCUCCCGCGAGAGGCUUCGCAGCUUCCACCGGACCCACUUCCUCCGGGAGCUUCAGGGCUGCGCGGCCCACCCCCUGCGCAUUGGAGCCUGCUUCCUCCGCCACGGGGACCAGUUCAGCCUUUACGCCCAGUACGUGAAGCACCGUCACAAGCUGGAGAACGGUCUGGCCGCGCUUGGCCCCCCGACCAAGGGCUCUGUGGAGAGUGGCCCUCACCUGCCCCGGGCCUUGGAGCAGCCCCUGGAGCAGCUGGCUCAGUACGGGCGGCUGCUGGAGGAGCUCCUAAGGGAAGCUGGGCCUGAGCUGAGUUCGGAGCGCCAGGCUCUGGGGGCUGCCGUGCAGCUGCUCCGGGAACAGGAGACCCGUGGCAGGGACCUGCUGGCCGUAGAAGCAGUGCGUGGCUGCGAGACAGAUCUGAAGGAGCAGGGCCAGCUCCUACACCGGGACCCCUUCACCGUCAUCUGUGGCCGAAAGAAGUGCCUUCGCCAUGUCUUUCUCUUUGAGCAUCUCCUCCUGUUCAGCAAACUCAAGGGUACUGAAGGGGGAUCAGAGACCUUUGUUUACAAGCAGGCCUUUAAGACUGCUGACAUGGGGCUCACAGAAAACAUCGGGGACAGCGGGCUCUGCUUUGAGCUGUGGUUUCGGCGGCGGCGUGCACGAGAAGCAUACACUCUGCAGGCAGCCUCCCCGGAGAUCAAACUCAAGUGGACCAGUUCCAUUGCCCAGCUGCUUUGGAGACAGGCGGCUCAUAACAAGGAGCUCCGAGUGCAGCAGAUGGUCUCCAUGGGCAUUGGGAAUAAACCCUUCCUGGACAUCAAAGCCCUUGGGGAGCGGACACUCAGUGCCUUGCUCACUGGAAGAGCCGCCCGCACCCGGGCUUCCGUGGCCGUGUCAUCCUUUGAGCAUGCCGGCCCUUCCCUUCCCGGCCUCUCACCGGGAGCCUGCUCCCUGCCUGCCCGCGUCGAGGAGGAGGCCUGGGAUCUGGACGUCAAGCAAAUUUCCCUGGCCCCAGAAACACUUGACUCUUCUGGAGAUGUGUCCCCAGGACCAAGAAACAGUCCCAGCCUGCAACCCCCCCACCCUGGGAGCAGCACUCCCACUCUGGCCAGUGGAGGGAUCUUAGGGCUGUCCCGGCAGAGUCAUGCCCGAGCCCUGAGUGACCCCACCACUCCUCUGUGAGCCGGAGAAGAUGGAGAACUUGGCAACAGCCCCUCCUCUCAGCACGUUUCGGGCCGGGCCAGCAGUGGGACACAGUAGAGGACUGAAGAGCACUGAGUUCCUUCCCUCUGCUUCUUGGACGGAGACGAGGUCAAAGGACCAGCGCCUUGCCCUGCUGCUGUGUCUAGCUCUCUCCAGCCGGGUGCCUUCCUACAGGAGCCAAAGCGGCCACACUUGCUUGCCUUCAUACCUGGAAGCGGAGAAAUCCUCCGUCAUCCAGUCCUUCCCCAUCCUCCUGGGCCACCACGUACUCCCAGGACGCUGCCCCAUGGCAGCCCUCCCCUCCAGCCUGAGUUCUCCCCUUCGUCCGGUGCCACCCGGACUCUCCCUGAGAAGACUCCUCUCCUGCCAGGCCAGCUGCAGUUCCUGGCAACUCCGUCCUGGGGUGUCCUAGGAAACAGAGCUCUGCAAACCAUUACAGGAGUGGGGAGGGAGGGGGGGAACUUUAUACAUGUAAUUACUGUU